Messenger RNA from Protopolystoma xenopodis, 1767 nucleotides. Lineage: Eukaryota; Metazoa; Platyhelminthes; Monogenea; Polystomatidea; Polystomatidae. The record is from the annotation of a GenBank genome assembly.
CUCCACGGUUGGGCUUUGAACGGUUUGGUCGACCGCAUACCAUUGAUCCUCUCACAAGCUUUGCCUAUUAAUUCAAAGCCCUCUUUCUUCCAUCAUCGCUCUUCAGUCUCCAGCUCUUGCAUGAGUCCACGAUCCGAGCAGGCCAUUCUGUCAGUUUCUGCCCCGGUUUCUAAUUUCAUUAAUGUGGAUGCUCCCUUCGCUCACACCCUUCCUACUCGUAUUCCUCAUUCGGCAUUCGCCUUGCGCGUUUUCCGAUUAGUCGGAGCGACCUGUUCCUCUGCCACUCCAUCAUGGCAACCUACUACCUCAAACUCAGGACUUGUUACGGAUCCUACAGUUCCACAAAUUCCCACUUCCGAUUUAUCUUCAUCUUCCCCAGCUUCUUCAAUUUCUACGGUUGCCGAUGAUAUUUCAGCCCCUUGUUUAUCUGGCCCCACAACAAGGCAAACAUCGCCUCGAAUUGGCUCAUCAGACUUAGCUGACAAUCACUCACCUCAUAAAUCACUGCAUCAAUACAAUCAACCUCAUAUAAACCCUAGUCUCUGCCGCCAAUGCCAUCAUCAUCACCAUCACCAUCAUCCACGUGGCUUGGCCUGCGUUGAAGCCAGCUUAGCCCUUAGUCCCGUGAUCCGCCUUCUUCCACGCAGUAUAUUCUCCGCUGCCUCACCAAACACUGUUUCCGGUGGUUCCUGUGGUUUCGGGGGCCUUCCUGAGCCUGCAUCUGGGCGUCGUGCUCUCCUGGGAGCCCGUGUUCAGCCAAAUAUAGUAGCCGAUCUUCUUCCUAAAGCAAUUUCUUCAUCAGGAGGCUACUGUUGCCCCUCCUGCUCAGCACUCCCUUGCAUCAACAAUGGCGGAGGCAGCAGCAAUGUCUUUUUUGACACCAAAUCAAAAGAAUUUGAUUCAUCUACUAGCAAUAUUCAUCAGUCUGGCUCUCUUUUUAAAUCUUUGUCUACACUGGAUUCUUCCUCGCUUGAUCAAAAUUCUCAUUCAAUCCCCUUGACUGUGGUAUCAUCAGAUACCAAGAUUCCAACUUUAUCUGGACACAAUUCGAUCUGUCCCAGUAUUCUUUUAGGCUGCUCCCCACUAAAUCAGUCUAUAGCAUGGCAGAAUACGGAGCCGAGCUUGGGGAGUGAGGGCCUAGAUAAAUUGCAUCUUAGUGAACUAGGUAGACAGACGGCUGAUACAGAGGCUACCGAGAACCGUCUGUGCGAUGGAAAUCUGGCUCAGGCCCGCGACCAAGAGUGCAUGGAGGCAGAAGCCGAGGAAGUGGAUGCUGAGAAUGAAGUCGAUGCUGAUGAUGAAGCAGAAUCCUCCGUGUCUGGCUUUUGCCAACAGCGUAGACAAUUACCUGAGCCAUUGCUACAUCGCGCUCUCGAAUUGUUUGAAGAUCCGAAAGAUGCACAAAUCUGGUGCUAUGCCGUCGCGGAAAGCGUAGCAUGUGAGGCAGAACUCAGGCUCAGUCCUCCUGCAUUGCUUAGCCUCACCUUUAAUCGGCAUCCAUAUCUACCCAGACCAUCUACUAAUGCUCACACAAAUUCUUCCAUUGCUGUUAGCGUUGAGUCUUCUAUCAUUCGCCCUUCACGAACAACCAAUUCCAUUAACUUUCGUGCGAAUAAAGAAAUCGCUCAUCAACCUACUGAUAUAUUCGAUAAGCAAAUAAGUUCAGACCAUUCUGCCCAGCCUGGUGUUAUAACCGCUUGGUUGGGAAACUGGUCUUCCCAACAUCCAGGGCCCAUGACUUGCAAUUUUCCGACAGUUUCUCGAUGA